Spinacia oleracea (spinach) is the source of this 1332-nucleotide messenger RNA. RefSeq names its product ethylene-responsive transcription factor 4-like. The record is from RefSeq and is a predicted model, not a curated record. The coding region runs from base 88 to 921 and encodes 277 amino acids. Gene Ontology annotation, molecular function: DNA-binding transcription factor activity; DNA binding. NCBI's taxonomy places the organism in Eukaryota, Viridiplantae, Streptophyta, Magnoliopsida, Caryophyllales, Amaranthaceae. The transcript has a single exon. Gene Ontology annotation, biological process: regulation of DNA-templated transcription.
AUUCUCAUCAUCCAUUCACCAUCUCUUUUUGUCUCACUUUCUCUCUCCUCUCUAAAACAACCACAUUUUUCUCUCUCCUUUUUGUUUAUGGCUCCCAAGGUUAACGGCGUUGGUGGUGGCGUUGGAGUUAAGGUGAACGCGGUUAACGGUGGGGUUAAUGUUAAAGAAACGCAUUUCAGAGGUGUAAGGAAGAGACCGUGGGGGAGGUACGCGGCGGAGAUUCGUGACCCGACGAAGAAAAGCCGUGUUUGGCUUGGCACGUUUGAUACGGCUGAGGAAGCCGCACGUGCUUAUGAUGAUGCUGCACGCGCCUUUCGCGGUGCUAAGGCUAAGACCAAUUUCCCACUUCCGUCUGAAAUACAGAUUAACGCACCCCUCAACCACCACCACCACCACCACUUCAACCACAACCAGAACACCAAUUUGAGUUGCAAUAAUAAUAACAAUAACCACAGUCCUAGUCAGAGUAGCACCGUGGAAUCCUCCAGCCAUGAGAAGCCGUCUUCUAUCCCGGCUCCGACUACGGCGGUCAUGGUCGAUUCUCUUCCCUUAGAUCUUAACCUUGCCGGAAACUUUGCCGGCGCUGCGGCAGUUGGAGUUAGAUUUCCAUUCCAACAAGUCCGCGUUGCUCAAGCACCGGCGGUUGGUUUUCCGGCGCAGAUGAACCAGUUUUUCUACUUUGACGCCGUUGCGCGUCAAAAUCAACAUCACCACCACCACCUUCAACAACCGCAGUACAUCAAUAACCAACAGAUAAGGUUUCACCAAAUGGUGGCGAGUGAACUCCACGCGCCUCCGACAUGCGGUGUUCAGAGCGAUUCCGACUCGUCCUCCGUCGUCGAUUUCAACCAGGAUCUUAACAGUGCUCCUAGAGGUCUCGAGAUCGAUCUUAACCAUCCUCCACCGUCUGAUUUAGCUUGAUCCUUCCAAUUUUUUGCACCUCUUUAAUUAGCGGUGUUUUUUCAGGAUCUUCGCUAGAAAUUAUGACGACGAUAAAUGAGGAAAAAGAAAAAAAUUAUAAAAAAAAAGAAAGUUUUUGUUUUUUGAAUUUCCUCGGUAUUAUUUUUUUAGGGAAAAGAAAAAAUGAGGGUGGAUCCAUGGAGCUCCGAUUUGGAUCACCGAAUUUUCUGUUUUUAUUUUUUGUAUAGAUUUUAAUUAGAUUAGCUUAAUUAAGUAUAUCACUUAAAUUUUUUGCGACAGAGAUUAGAGAAAAGAAAGUCAUGUAUCUUUGAAUUUCAAUUCUCUGUUGUUUGAUGAAAAGAAAAAGAGUUGUAUUUUGGUAAAUUUGAAUCAAAAAAUCAGAUAUAAAUUGGAAUAUAAUAUUCGAAAUAA